Messenger RNA from Pseudoliparis swirei, 1682 nucleotides. It is a transcript of the gene ddx47, whose product is annotated as DEAD (Asp-Glu-Ala-Asp) box polypeptide 47. Gene Ontology annotation, molecular function: ATP binding; RNA helicase activity; nucleic acid binding. The coding region runs from base 32 to 1483 and encodes 483 amino acids. Lineage: Eukaryota; Metazoa; Chordata; Actinopteri; Perciformes; Liparidae. The record is from RefSeq and is a predicted model, not a curated record. The transcript has 12 exons.
GAAGCUGACCACACGUUUGGGGGCGAAAAGCAUGGCGGACGACGUUGUGGAAAGCGUGAAGCCAAACACGGAUGAAACAGUCCAGACUUCGAGUAGCGGCGAUGUUGACGGCGACGACAUCAAGGCGGUCGUGAAGACCUUCAAGGACUUGGGUGUCACCGAGGUCCUCUGUGAGGCCUGUGAACAGCUGGGAUGGAAGACUCCCACAAAGAUCCAGUUGGAAGCCAUACCUUUAGCCCUGGAAGGGAAAGACAUCAUUGGCCUGGCAGAGACCGGUUCUGGAAAGACGGGAGCCUUCGCUCUGCCCAUCCUGCAGUCACUGCUGCGCUCGCCCCAGAGGCUCCACACCCUCGUCCUCACCCCCACCAGGGAGCUGGCGUUUCAGAUCGCCGAGCAGUUUGAGGCCCUGGGCUCCAGCAUCGGCAUCAAGUGUGCGGUCAUCGUUGGAGGAAUCGACAUGAUGUCCCAGUCGUUGGUGCUGGCUAAAAAACCUCACAUUGUUAUUGCCACACCUGGGAGGUUGAUCGACCACAUGGAGAACACAAAGGGAUUCUCCCUACGAGCGCUGAAGUUCCUCGUCAUGGACGAAGCGGACAGAAUCCUCAACAUGGACUUUGAGACUGAGGUGGAUAAAAUCUUGAAGGUGAUUCCCAGAGAGCGGCGCACCUAUCUGUUCUCCGCCACCAUGACCAAAAAGGUCCAAAAGCUACAGAGAGCAGCUCUGAAAGAUCCCGUGAAGUGUAUGGUGUCCACCAAAUACUCUACCGUAGAGAAACUACAGCAGUAUUACAUCUUCAUACCCACGAAGUACAAGGACUGUUACCUGGUGUCCAUCAUAAACGAGCUAGCCGGGAACUCGUUUAUGAUUUUCUGCAGCACGUGCAACAAUGCCCAGCGGGUGGCGCUGUUGUUAAGGAACCUCGGCAUCACCGCCAUCCCUCUUCACGGCCAGAUGAGUCAGAACAAACGCCUCGGAUCGCUAAACAAGUUCAAGUCCAAGUCUCGUUCGGUGCUGCUGGCGACGGACGUGGCGUCCAGAGGACUGGACAUCCCCCACGUCGACUGCGUCAUCAACUACGACAUCCCCACCCACUCGAAGGAUUACAUCCACAGAGUCGGACGAACCGCCAGAGCAGGGCGGUCGGGGAAAUCCAUCACUUUUGUCACUCAAUAUGACGUGGAGCUUUUCCAGCGGAUCGAAAGCCUGAUUGGGAAGAAGCUUCCGGCCUUCCCCACCCAGGAGGAUGAAGUGAUGAUGUUGGUGGAGAGGGUGAGCGAGGCCCAGAGAUUUGCCAGAAUGGAAAUGAAGGAGGAAGGAGAGAAAAAGAAAAGGCCCAGAGGAGGAGGAGAUGGAGACCAGGAUGACACGGAACAAGCAAGCGGUGUGAGGAAGAAAGUGAGAGGAGGAGGAGGAGGAGGAGGAGGAGGAGGAGGGGAGGAGGUGGUGGUGGAGGAAGAGGAGGUGGAGGUGGUGGUGGGAUGAAAAAGAGGGGUGCAGCCGCCUGGAGGGGAGGACAUUGAAGCCUCCUACCAAAACAGAUUGUACAUAAACAAUGACCGUCUUGUUUUUGAUGUAAAACUUGAUCAUGAUGUCAUUAUAUUUCACAGCAUUUGGUAUCGAAGUUAUUUAAAUACAGAAAACAUGCUUUCCAUUUGUAAUAAAACACCACUGUAAAACUCGA